This is a messenger RNA of Pleurotus ostreatus (oyster mushroom), 825 nucleotides long. RefSeq lists its product as uncharacterized. Bases 1 to 825 code for a protein of 274 amino acids. Lineage: Eukaryota; Fungi; Basidiomycota; Agaricomycetes; Agaricales; Pleurotaceae. Gene Ontology annotation, cellular component: cytosol. The record is from RefSeq and is a predicted model, not a curated record. The transcript is spliced from 6 exons. Gene Ontology annotation, biological process: fructose 1,6-bisphosphate metabolic process; regulation of pentose-phosphate shunt; positive regulation of DNA repair. Gene Ontology annotation, molecular function: fructose-2,6-bisphosphate 2-phosphatase activity.
AUGAUAGUCGUUACUUUUAUUCGACAUGGACAGUCACUAGACAAUACUAAACACAUCUGGGCAGGCUGGAAAGAUGUUCCACUAUCUGAUCUUGGUGCGUGCCAAGCAAAAGCACUAGCCGAGGCCCUUCAGAGCACCCGGUUCGGUGCCAUAUAUGCCUCGGAUCUUCUUCGUGCACACCAAACAGCCAAGUCUCUGCACGAGGGCCAAGUAGAGCCUCCCUCGGACGUCGUCGUCAACCCCAAGCUUCGCGAGCAGAAUUUCGGCAUCGCGGAGGGAAAUCCAUGGGCAUUCCGAAGCGAUUUUGAGAAGUCGCUCCAAGACCAUUACGACGAGGGCAUAUUCCCUGUGCUGUUUGAGAGGCACGAGAAGUUUCCUGGUGGAGAGAGCAGGGACGACGUUGCUCGGCGGUGCGAGGAGGCGAUUAGGGAGACUGUGCUCUCGCAUUUGCCAGAGCACGGAGGAGAGGAGGGGGUGUUCCACGUCGCGGUCGCCAGCCAUGGGGUGUGCAUUGGCGAGCUCAUCGGAGCGUUGAAGCGCCUUGAUCCGAGCCAAAUAGAAGAUCAGGCCGCCGACUCGUACGCAGGACUGAGAAACACGGCGUGGACCAGAGUCCACAUUACGGCCAAGGGAGAAGUGGGGGCCAUCGACGCUGGAAGCCUGCCCCAGCUAACCGUUCGCGUCGUGGAGGUCAACAAUAGAGACCACUUGAAAGCCCUGUACGGACACGCCGAGGAACCUCCCAGCAAGCUCGACGAGCAGUGGCGCGCGCAUAAGGCUGCGUCCAAGCUUGCCGCCAACACCAUCCAGAACCCCGAGGCUUGA